UGUUUGCAGAGAGAAAGAGAGGCAGAGAGAGAGAGAGACCAUUGGUGCCGCAGCGGGACCGACUGUCACACGGACUGUCAGCGGGGUCGUUACCGGAGAGAGCAGCCGCUUCACGCCGUUUAUCGUUAGACACACCGGGGGAGGACCACGGGGGAGGAAGAAAGAAGGAGAACACAAGAAGAAGAAGAAGAAGAAGAAGAAGAAACCCGGGGGAUCGUUAUAUUUGCUGCUGUCGCCUGCGUGUCACCACCUCCAGCGGACAGGAUCUACUGUACUCAUCAUCAUCAUCAUCACCGCUCCUCUUCAUCAUCCCUCAUCUUCAUCACCCUCAUCCUUCCUUCUCAUCCUCUAGACCUCUCCUCUUCCUCCUCUCCCUCAUGAACAUGCCGGGCUGGCGGAGGAACCUCACUUUCUGUCUGCAGCGGAUGCACGAGGAAGAUGACGGUCCCUACGGAAAAACAAAGGAUAUCUCUGGACCAGAACAGACCAUGGCCUCGAGAAGACACAGUAUACCAGAAGCUCUGCGGGGGGUGACCAUGGUGGAGCUGGUGAAGAAGGAAGGCAGCACGCUGGGCCUCACCAUCUCAGGAGGAACGGACAAGGACGGGAAACCGCGGGUAUCGAAUCUACGGCCAGGAGGACUGGCAGCAAGGAGUGACCAGCUAAAUGUGGGCGAUUACAUCAAGUCGGUGAACGGCAUCAAUCUGACCAAACUGCGGCAUGAAGAGAUCAUCAGCCUGCUGAAGAACGUAGGAGAAAGAGUUCUGCUGGAGGUGGAGUAUGAGCUGCCCCCUACAGCACCAGACAGCACCUCAGGGGUUAUAUCAAAGACAAUCGACAUCUGUUUGCACAAAGAGGGGAGCAGCUUUGGUUUCGUCAUGAGAGGUGGGACCCAUGAGGACUGGCACAAGUCACGCCCCCUAGUGGUCACUUACGUCAGGCCAGGAGGUCCUGCAGACAGAGAGGGAACACUGCGUCCCGGUGAUCGUCUCCUCAGCGUUGAUGGCGUGCCGCUGCACAACACCAACCACAGCGACGCCCUCAGCGUGUUGGCUCAGUGCGGCCAGGAAGCCCUGUUCCAGAUAGAGUAUGACGUCACUAUCAUGGACACAGUAGCGAACGCCUCCGGUCCGCUAUUAGUGGAGAUAGCCAAGUCGCCAGGAGCAACGCUGGGCAUCACGCUGACGUCGGCCAAUCAUCGAAACAAGCAAGUCAUCGUGAUCGACCGGGUCAAACCUGGCAGCGUGGUUGACAGAUGUGGAGCGUUGCAUGCUGGAGAUCACCUGCUGUCCAUAGACGGGACGUCGACAGAACACUGUACGGUCCUGGAGGCGACACAGCUAAUAGCUAGCACGACAGAACUGGUGAAAUUAGAAAUCCUCCCCUCCCAUCAAACGAGGCUGACUGGGAAACAGCACGACACAGUGAAGGUCCAGAAGUCGGACCACCCCCACUCCUGGGACCCCUGUGUGAACUACUGUCACCCGUCCAACGCCACCCUCUGCAACGCCAGCAGCGCCACGCUCAACAAGUCGUGGACCGCCUCCAACAACAACACCAUCAACAGUCUCGACUACUGCAAGUCUCUAGUUUCAGCCAGUUUCUCUCCCGGCUCUACGACCACAUCGGGCCCCAGCAGCCAGAGCUCCAGCACGCUGCCGAGGCCGAACGUCCCCAUGAGUCCUCGCAACUCGCUGCUCAAACGGCGGCAGAGAAAGAAAGAGCACAAAAGUUCCUUGUCCCUGGCGUCCAGCUCGGUGGGUCCGGGGGGUCAGGUGGUCCACGUGGAGACCAGUGAGGUCGUCCUAACCGGCGACCCGCUCAACGGCUUCGGCGUCCAGCUGCAAGGAGGAAUAUUCGCCACGGAAACGCUGUCGGCGCCCCCGCUGAUCCGCUUCAUCGAGCCCGACAGCUCUGCAGAGAGGUGUGGCCUGCUGCAGGUUGGGGACCGCCUCCUGUCAAUCAACGGGAUCCCCACAGAAGACGGGACACUGGAGGAGGCCAAUCAGCUUCUCCGAGACGCGGCGCUGACCAAUAAGGUCACACUGGAGAUCGAAUUUGAUGUAGCAGAGUCAGUGGUGCCUAGCAGUGGGACGUUCCACGUCAAACUGCCCAAGAAAAGAGGAGUAGAGCUGGGACUCACCAUCAGUGCCAGUAAGAAGCCCGGAGAGCCUCUCAUCAUUUCUGACAUCAAGAAGGGCAGCAUGGCCCACAGAACAGGAACUCUGGAGCCUGGUGACAAGCUGCUGGCCAUCGACAACAUCAGACUGGAGAACUGUUCCAGAGACGACGCGGAGCAGAUCCUGCAGCAGUGUGAGGAGCUGGUCAAACUAAAGAUACGCAAAGAUGAAGACAACUCAGAUGAGCAGGAGACGUCAGGCAGCAUCAUCUACACGGUGGAGCUGAAGCGCUACGGAGGCCCUCUGGGUAUCACCAUCUCAGGCACCGAGGAGCCUUUUGACCCCAUCACUAUAUCUGGCCUCACCAAGAGAGGCCUGGCCGAGAGGACAGGGGCGAUCCAUGUCGGGGAUCGGAUCCUGGCGAUCAACAGCGUGAGUCUGAAAGGAAAACCGCUGAGCGAAGCGAUCCACCUGCUGCAGAUGGCCGGAGAGACGGUGACGCUGAAGAUCAAGAAACAGCUCGACAGUAAGUAUGAAGACUCCGAGGCAGAAGACACAACGGAGAACGAGAUCAGUGACACGGAGGAGGACGACCUGACGGACAGCCAGCAGACCAACAAGCUGUCGGAGCUUUACUCCACCACCAUCCCCAGCGUCGACUCCGCCAUGGAGUCCUGGGACGGCUCAGGGCUGGACGCCGGCUACGGCAGCCAGGGAACCUACAGCCACCAGGCAGCUGGCAUCGCCCUCCACCCUCAUGAGUGGAGGAGCGCCAAGCAGCAGCGCAGCACCACGCCUCCUCCUGGACGCCGGAAGAACUACCCCUUCAGUGACGGAGGCUUCAGUGAGGACGACUGGGACAAACCACCAGGAUUUAUUGGCCAACCACCAGACGGGAUUCUUUUGGAUCCAGAAGACAGUUUCUGGUGUCAGGCGCUGGAGGAUCUGGAGACAUGCGGCCAAUCAGAACUACUGCGGGAGAUCGAGGCGUCCAUCAUGACAGGAACAGCCAUCAGUCUGGGUGUAGAUGGUGUCAACAAGCCUCCAGCCGAGCCCAUACUGAGCCACAACAGGAUGAGCCCUUUGCGGAGAAAUUCUCUCUUGCACCAGGGAAACCUACUCCACCAGGGGGCACACCUCCACCAGGGGGCCCAUCUGCAUGAGGAGGCCCACUUGCAUGAAGAGGCCCAACUCCACCAAGAAACAUUUUUGUACCACCCAGAUGCCCACCUGCUCCAGGAGGCCCAUUUCAACCAUGAGGCCCACCUGCACCACGAGGCCCACCUGCACCAGGGAGCCCACCUCCACCAAGAUAACCAAUCCCCUCUCCUGCACCACGACCCCAAGGCAAAAGCCUCAUUGAGAGUGUCGGAGAGGACGUGGGAGUCCCGUCGGAUCAAAGAGGAGAUGCAGGGGAUUCUGUCCCCGACGCCUCUGGAGCUGCACAAGGUGACGGUGGUAAAGGACCCGGAGAUCGACGACUUUGGCUUCAGCGUGUCCGACGGCUACUUGGAGAAAGGAGUUUACGUCAACAUGAUCCGACCUGACGGGCCAGCGGACAGAGCCGGGCUCAAACCCUACGACAGGAUCCUGCAGGUGAACCACGUGAGGACGAGGGACUUUGACUGCUGCCUGGCGGUUCCUCUGAUCACCGAGGCUGGAGACAGACUGGAGCUGGUCAUCAGCCGCAACCCGCUGGCCAACGACAACGACGACCCCGAGGACAAUAACAACUCUCUAGACCACCCGCUAGACCUGUAACACACACACACACACAACAAGAGAGAAGGAUAAUAAAUCUCUAGACACACACACACACACACACACACACACACUGUCACACUCAGGCAGGAAACAAUACGAUAACUGGUGGAAAAGUGGAAAGUUACUGGAACUGGCCCACACACACACACACACACACACACACACACACACACACACACACAUGCAUAUACAUACACUCUUUACUUGCAAUAAUUAUACUUCAACACAAAGACUCCUUCAGGAACACACACACACACACACAAACACACACAGCAAAAUCUGGAGUGUUAAUUCAACUCACAGAGUGUUAAAUUUAACACUUUUUCCGAGUUUAUAUAGUUUAUCUCACGGAUUCUGAGUUAAAAUUACACUUUGAAAAGUGUUCAUAUUUUAAAUCUUUAAUAGUGUUAAAUAUUUGACACCCUUGGUGUUGUUUUAUGACACCACAUAGGUGCACUUUUAACUCAAAAUUGUGUUAUUCCCUUUCAUUUUUAACAUAUUUUGUGUUACUUUUUAACCCGAAAAUCAUGUUAUUUCCGUUCACUCAUGUGAUAAUUACACUGUAAUGAAUUUCACUGUAAAAUAACAGUAAAAUACUGCACUGUAAUAAAUUAUUCUGUAGUCAUUUCAUUUUACUUAAUACAUUUGAUAAAAUGUAUUAAAUAUAAAUGCGUCCUUGAUUUUGAGGCAGUUGUUUAAGUAACUUUAAUAUAAAAAUGUUUGAGAUAGAAUCUACUUAUUUCACUUUA
Messenger RNA from Centropristis striata (black sea bass), 4633 nucleotides. RefSeq names its product glutamate receptor interacting protein 2b (gene grip2b). Gene Ontology annotation, biological process: neurotransmitter receptor transport, endosome to postsynaptic membrane. Gene Ontology annotation, molecular function: protein binding. NCBI's taxonomy places the organism in Eukaryota, Metazoa, Chordata, Actinopteri, Perciformes, Serranidae. The record is from RefSeq and is a predicted model, not a curated record.